AUGUACACAUCCUCGCUGCCGUCGCUGCCGGAGUGUCAACCAAGCAACAAGACCAUGUCCCAGGCCGCAGGUGAUGCCCUGGAAUCCUGGCUCAGCGAGGAGUCACAUCUGUCCAGUGACUGCUCUGGCUCCGCACAAUCUGCACAUGGCUCGGGCGAAACUGGUCGGAGCCAAAGUGAACUUCGAGAUCCCAGCGAGUUCAAUGGCGGAAGUCGACUGGUGGGAAUGGCCCUUCCCCCUGUGGCCUCCGCGUUUCAUGUUCGCAAGAAACGGAAAAUCUACGCCAUGUUUAUCUAUGACCUCUUCCAUACCGUUCUGGAACUGCCUUUCUUGGGUCUGUAUCCGAUGGUUUUCUGCUUGUACGUCUUGGCCUCAGGGACGUGCUUCAAGAUGCUGCUGCGUGCUUUGUGCCACUUUAUCUUUGCUCUGGUAUGGUGGUCCAUUUCUGAUAACUGUGCCAUUGGACUCUCGAGCCUCCUCUCGGCCUUCUACUUCUCAGUUGAGACGCAGAUGACCAUUGGUUACGGAGCUCCAAAAGAGAAUUUUGAUGGCUGCCCAGAAGCCGUGUUGAUACUUCCACUUCAGGUGGUUUGCGGACAGUUUCUGGACGCUGCAGUGAUCGGGGUGGUCUUCGCCCAGAUCUCAGCAGCGAGCGCGCAUGCUGCCAGCGUGAUGUUCAGCGAUACAGCUCUGCUGCGGGUGAUCGAUGGCUGUGCGUAUCUCACAUUUCGCAUCGCUAAAAGGACUGGCUUUACCUUGUCACAAGGAAAGAUCCAAGUCUAUUGCGUUCAGCAUCACAAGGACCCCACACAGCCCAAAGGAGUGCGGGUGGAAAUCAAUGCGAUGGAUUUGAUCGAGCCUGACAUGGACAUGCACAACGGCGUGAUUUUCCUCGGGCUUCCCACAGAAGUGGUUCACAAGGUGGACUAUGAGAGCCCGUUGUCUCCCGUGGUUCCUCGAGGUACCGAAGGUCAUCCGCAUGAGCUGGACGUUCGCACCUACAUGCGACAGUCCACUUAUAUGGAGGUGCUGGUCUUAGUCAGCGGAGUGGAGCAGACCACAGCAGCAAGUUUUGAAGCAAGGCAUUCCUACACUUUGGAUGACAUCUUUUGGGACAGGACAUUCGCGCCCUGUGUGUCCAUCAACGAGCGUGGAUAUCAUACAGUAGACCUGUUCAGCUUUCAUCAAAGCCACAUGAACAGAGAUGAGUCGAUGGUGAAUAGCCUGGACCAUGCGAUAUCUACGCGAACACAUCCUUCGAUCCUGGCAACUCUUCACCCUCAGGUGGCCGACUGGACGAUUUAUCAGUCGCGGUGGCCAGGUGUGGCCGCGGGGCGAUUGGAGGAGCUUUUCAGCUUCUCUUCGAGGCAGGUGAGCCACAGUGACAUCUUCACCCGGCAGAACAGUGUCAUGCCUGCAACGCAGCCGGCUACAAUGCCGGCGACUCACCAUGAAGAUCUGGAAGCAUCCGCUGUCAGCCCAAAGUGGCUGAUCCGACUGGGUGAAUGGGAGGUUUUCGGAUUGAAAAAGGAAGGUUUCUUCGGCCAUGAAAGCAGUAUGUUCUGUGGUCGCUUGAAGCUGGCCCUUCAACCUCGCCUCUCGAGGGCAUGGCUGCUGAACAUCCGCUUCCUGCGGACGCUGUUGGAGAUGGAGGUCUCCUCGCUCCGCUCCGAGGCACUGAACUUGAUCGGGCAUGAAAAUACUGAUGCAGUACAAGAGCUCAGAUUGUCGUGGAUUCAAGAAGCCUUGAUCCCCAAAGCCAUGCAGAAGACCCUGAUCACCCAGGCUCUAUUGCAGCAGAAUGCCAUCAUCAGACUAGCAGCCUUGCAGCUGUUGAUAGCUGCAUUGCAACGGCUGCAGCGAGCUGUGGUCGGGUGCUCUUGGGAGCCUGCUGAAAAGGAGGAGUUGUUGCAGCGAGCGCAACAUCAGCUUCCAGAGCUGAAUACCUUGCUGCUGUUGUGGCAGCAGCUGUGUAAGGAGGACCACUUUGAUCCCACGCCCACAGAGCCCUCCUUUGACCUUGAAGGCUCAACGCCUUCAAAGUCCAAGGGCGCCAAGGGCGCCAAGGGCGCCAAGCGCAAGCACGGUGGGGCUGCUGAAGAGUGGCCGGUCGAAAACGGAGACAAUGGAGACGCUGACGCCUAUGAAACCACUGAAGUUCUGCAGGUGACUCGUGAAGAGAUGCUCCAGUGGAUGGGACUGGAUGGGCCGGACAUGCCAUCUCACUUGGUCUUUACUUGCUGGUGCAAGAGCAUCCAGAGGUACUUGGAGGUUCUUCCCCAAAGUGCUUUGGACGUGAAGUUCGAUUGGUUGGAAGCUCAGCGUCCAACGCUUCGCCACUGCGACCCCCGCUGGUUCGCAAAACGUGCCAUGUGCGACUGCAGCAGCUCGCUUCGUCGAAACUCUGCUUUCAAACUGGUAGCGGAGCAUUGGCUCCUGCAACUAACGGCAAUUGCUUUGCUGUCCCUGGGCUCCUACCUUUGGUGCUUGGGAGCGAUGGCAUUGGAUACCCUACGGUAUGGAAGUUUCAAGCCCACCUAUGUGGCGACGGACACAAAGGCACUUCCAGGAUAUGGUGGAGAAGUUCAGUCAUGGGCUGACUACCGUUUCGCUGUGGAGGCCUUGGAAAAGAAGGAGGCGCAGAUCGCAGAAGGCGAGAGAAAGAAGUUGGGACCAUUAGCCCUUAGGCUGACGGAGCGAUUGGUUGGACCCGCCUUGCAAGUGGCAAAGAAGGUUGGAGUGGAGAAGCAAGCGGCCUUGGAGUUGUAUCGAGCUGGAAUGCGCGAAGGGAUCCUAUCGAGGCAAACUGGUGAGCCGAUGAGUUCAUAUUGCCUACGUCGAGAAGCAUGGUGGACGCAGCUUCGAGACAUGGACCCGAGCAUUCAGUGCAGUGAUGCAAUUCUGGGUGAGCAGUUGCUUCAACAUGCAGGACUGGGCCAUCUGGAACAGCAAAUGGUGAGGACGGUGUGUCAAAAUGACUUGAGUGACAUGGACCGUUUAGCCAAUACCCUAAGGGAUCAGUUUGGGACACUCCAUGAAAGGGAAACCAAUCGGGGAAAAGGAAAGGGUAAGUAUGAAUACAAACCCUGGUCUCAACGGACUGGCUAUAUGACGGACUUCGCAGAUGACAACUCUCUGGAAGACUCCUCUCAAGCUGGCUACAACGCUGUGGAGACCUACCAGGAUUCCUAUGCCAACCACCAGGAGGAUGAUGAGACCUAUGGUGACGAUGAUGCAGCAUGGGAAGAUGACCAGCGUGAGCGGGAGAUCGAAGAGGAGGUCGUGAUCUGGUAUGCCAGCCAGAGCAUUGAUGCGCAGACCUGUGCGCAGGAAGACUUGGAGCUUGUGGUCGACGCUGUGGAGGUUGAAAUUUCGGCCUACUACAACCGUAUGCAGGCUGAACAUCGUGGAGUCACCAGCCCGGCCAACAGUUCCAACUAUGCUGGUGGAUCAUCGACUAUGUCAAGCCAAGAACGCCAAGCCAAAGUUCUAGCUGCGAAGCAGCGAUCUCACUGUCGUGCAUGCGGGCAACUUGGUCAUUGGCAACGUGAUCCAAUUUGUCCCCAACGAGGUCGUGGAAAAGGAUUUGGAAAGAAAGGCAAAGGAGGCAAGUUUGGGAAGGCCAAAGGUGACUAUGGAAAGUCUCGUGGAAAAGGUGGAAAGAAGGACAAGCCAAGAGUGGUCUACUUCGCUGUGGGUGAGGCCAGUGGCAGUGGCGAUGGACAUUGCUACAUGGUGCUUCAUUCGAGCCUUGACGAUCCUGGGACACCUACAGGUUCUGCAGAAGGACGCCUUGAAGGACGCCUCGAUGCAGAGCAGCAACGAGCCUUGGAAGCCGAAGUGCAGCGUUUGAUGCAGCUGCCGAGGGAUGAGAUUGACCGGAGACUUCAACAGGAGUUGGAAUUCAUGCCCCCGGUUUCGAAGGCUGCCCCAUCAUUGAAGAGCCCUACACCUGUGCCGAAGGCCAUCAUGCCACCAUCUGACUUGGCUACAUCAUCUACUUCGAGGACACCUUUGACGGCUUCGAGUUUGUCAUCGAUGAGACCUCCCGUGCCACCUAUGCCUACCAGAAGCAGUGGACCAAUCCUUGAAAGUGAGCCUGGAGAUCCAACACCUGGAGAUGGAGGAGUGUGUGCCCACCGGAACAUUACGAGAAGAGGAAGCAAUCAGUACCUCACCAUGGUGACCUGCAAGGACUGUGGACAACGACUUCAGAUCGAGCGGCGUGAGCCGGAUGCAGACAGGCCAAUGGCAGUUUUCACCCCUAUGGAAUGCCCUCAUCCUACAGAUCAAGUCUCGUGGAGAGGAAGCAAUGGCUAUGCCUGGAAAUGGAGCUGCGCUGCUUGUGGAGCCAGUGAUUCUGUGAAGAAGCAACCUGGCCAACCUCGUCCUGUACCUGGACAAGGAUCUACGUCAGUGGUCAUUGAGGCUGACGAGAACACCGGCUACAACAUCAACAACGAGGCACAGGCCCUGAUGGAUGAAACCCUUUUUGUCAGUUUGGCAGAAUGGGAGCAAUUUCGUGGACUACUCGGACGCAUGGUGAAUAAUCACAUCACCUUGCAUGGAGCCAUCACACAGGGCGAGUUCUUGCAUGUGGUCAACGCCACCUUGCUGUGCUACAAGACACUUGGAUCGACCUUCACUCAAGCUAUGACAUCGAUGCCAGUGGCAAAGGCAUCACCAGGAGCAAGAUCUACGACAAGUGCGGCAAGAUCUACAUCGAGCGUUGGAACUUUGAGGACUGAAGCCGGAGGAAUCGAUGGAUCCAACAUGAUCACCUUUGGACGCUACAAGGGCUACACCUUUGCCGACGUCUACGAGAUGGACGCUGGGUACGUGCAAUUUGCACUGGAUGAGCGUGCAAAGGGAUCUGCCUAUUGCACCAACAUGCAGAGGUUUCAGGACUACUGCUUGCGGCGACGGGAAUCAGAAGGCCUUGCUGUGGCCUACAUGGUGGACGAUGAGUUCGCAGUGAGCGGACCUGAAGAUGACGAUGUGCUGAUGUACUUGGACAGUGGCUGCAACUCCACAUGCCACGGCCAGUACUGGAUGGAGAAGUUUGAGGAUGCCACCAACUAUCGGCCGCAAUGGAUGUCCCGAGAGCGCAAGAACCUGAUUGGAAUUGGCGGAGCUGCCUUGAGCUUGGGCAUCAGGAAGCUCUACAUCGCCCUGGAGACCUUGGAGGGAUACAAUGUCCCCGGCAUCAUCACCUCGAUUGAGAUUGAAGGAUCUCAUGCCCCUCUUCUACUUUCACUUCCAGCUCAACAAGAUCUCGGCAUGGUGAUCGACUUGGUGGAAGGCACUGUGAAGUCUCGGACCUUGGGAUGCACCUUCAACGCAGUUCGAGGACGUCGCAACAGAUUGAUCGGACUUCGUUUGACCCCUGGUGACUUCAUGGACGACGGUGCCACGAUCCCGGUGAGUCUCAUGGCAGAGGCAGACGAUGGAGACCGAGGAGAUCGAGAUCGAGAUCAAUGGAGGAGGCAUGCAAAGACCCUUAUGACUCAUGAGGUGAAGAAGCUGCCGAUGAAGAAGAAGCGCCACAGAGGACAUCAACAAUGUGUCCGAAGAGGAAGCCAACAGGAUUCAGCUCGUGGAAGUGCAGAUCCACCGAGCUUUGAGACCUACAAUGGCCUGGAGGAUUGGACAGAGGAUGACGUCUUUCCCCCAGCACCACAACCACUACCAGAGACGGAGGAUGAUGAGUUCGUCUAUGUGGAGGUGGACGUGACGGAUGAUGAAGACGAUGAUGUCAUCAUCACCGAGGACAACCCGGAGAAUGCCGAGUCCGAAGAGGAAGAGAACCCGGAACGUCGUGAUGAGUCGACUCAGGACAUCAUCAAUGAGCUCGAGGCGCUGCCUGACGAGGUCUUCGACGCUUUUCCGGAUGAGCUCUUCUUGCCCGGAGGUGGAGACGGAGAUGGAUCGCCGUCGAGCCCUACGUCUCAGCAACACCCUGAAGAGGAUGAGGCAGACUGCUGGGAGCUGAAGGAUGACCUGGUGAUUCGACACCACUUCACACCCAGGAAGCAGUUCUUCAACCCGAAGGACGCUGAGCUGUCCCUUCCCAUCGAUCUGAACCGUCUUAGUUCAACCAGAUGGACUUUCAUGGAAUACCUUGACAAGGAGGAGAAAGAUACUGAGAUCGAUGAGUGGAAGGAGAAGCCAUCAACUGCUGGACGAGAUCGGGUGUGGGUUGGAACUACGGAAUUCCGUGUCAUCCCAGUCGAUGAGGAGUUGAAGACCCAGAGGAUGUCUUGGGAAGAUGGGCCUAAGAAGGUCAUGAACAGAGGCCAGCGCAAGAAGAUCCACGCUGAGGUGCAAGACAUUGAGAAGGAGGACUAUGCCUUGUGGAGUGUUCUUCGACGUCAGCGCCCAGCUAUGCCACGUGGAUGGAAAGCUCUUUUGGAGUUGUUCGCUGGUGCAGCGGUUUUGACCGCGACCUUUCAGGCUCAGGGCUAUGAGUGUUGCCAGCCCUUGGACAUUAGAUCUGGAUGGAACGUCUUUGACAAUGAUCAGAGGAAGCAGGUUGAACACACCAUCGAGAAGGAGAACCCCUAUUUGCUGAGCUUAGCAUGGCCGUGUGGACCUUGGUCGCCUUGGCAGAGACUUUGCCCAGACAAGGACCUGGUAUGGGCCAAGCGCCGUGAUUGGCUGGAAGUUUUUCGCUGGUUCAAGAAGAUCAUCAAGAAGCAACGAGAUCGAGGAGGAGUUUCGAUGCUGGAGAACCCUUGGCCAAGUGAGGCAUGGAACACGGAGGAGAUGCAGCAGGUGAUUGCGCUUGGACUGGAAUGCAACAAAAUCGACAUGUGUUCCUUCAACCUUCGAGAUCGAGAAUCUGGUUUGCUUCACCGAAAAGGGACGUGCAUCGCCACCGACUCCCCUGGGAUCAGCGAGACCCUUCAUGGAAAAGUAUGCCACGGAGGACAUCAACAUCAGCCAUUGGAAGGCAAGAAUGCCUAUGGAUCACGGUGCCAACAAGCCGGCAAGUACACUGUGGAGUUCUGCAAAACGAUUGUGAAAGGAGUCCAACGAGAUUUGGAGAAUCAGCUAUGCUAUGCCUUCGCUGCUGAGGAUCUGCUGGAGGAUGUGGAGAACCAGGAUGAUUCCGCAACUCUUGAUGGAAUCCAUGGUCCUGACGAUUUGGGGAAGCUGUCUGCUUCUCAAGAAGUUGAACGCAACGUGACCCAUGAGGAGGACCUGGAGCUUUUGGACAAGGACGCAGACCCUGAAGGCGAGAAGCUGAGGAAGCAGGAAUGGAGAAAGCUCUCCAAAGCUGAACGAGUUGGCAUUCGCCGUCUUCACCACAUGACGAGCCAUGCCACCAAAUCUCAGAUGACUCGGAUGUUGAGGUAUGCCAACGCCGACAAGGCUGUGAUCAGAGCUGUUCGGCAUUUCAGGUGCCCUUCUUGUGACCGAAUUGCACCUGAGGCAAGACCACAAGUCGUGAAGCCACCGGACCCCUACGUCUUCAACGAUUCCAUUGGUAUGGACAUUUUCACCAUCAAGGACGCCUUUGAGCAGCCCUUCCAUGUGCUUCAUGUUAUUUGCUUGGGAACCCACUUUCAUGCUGGCGAAGUUCUUGGAGUCGCCCAUGGAGUGCCGAGUUCCAACAAAUGUCUUCAAACCUUGCUGAGGAUUUGGAUGAACUGGACCGGAUUGCCCACGCACAUUGUGUGCGACCGCGGCACCCACAACCGUGGCGUGCUGAUGCAACAACUGGAGCAACGUGGAUGCAGAUUUCGCUUUGCUGCUUUGGAGGCACCCUACCAACUUGGGAAGAUUGAACGUGGAGGUGGCAUCUUGAAAGGCAUGAUGAAGCGUGUGAUUGCAAGCACCACUACAGUCGGAGAAGAUGAGCUUCGAAUGUGCUUGGUGGAAUGUUUGGAGACCAAGAACCGCCAAGGAACUGUGAAUGGAUUCAGCCCUUGCCAAUGGGUUCUUGGACGCAAUCCUCGCAUGUUUGGAUGGCAAGACGAGGUGGACGAUGACUUUCACAACGUCUUGGACCCUGAUCCAACAUCAACCUUCAAUCGACGUGGAGCCAUGAGGGAGAGUGCACGCCUUGCUUGGGCGAUGGAGGACAGUCAUCGACGUGUCCGAGCAGCACUACUUCGUCGUGGUGGAACCCCUGAGGAGGUCUACAGACCAGGAGACCUCAUUGCUUUCAAGAGGAAGCAGAAGACUGGUGGAUGGGUUGGACCAGCUCGAGUCCUUGCCACGGAAGGCAAGAACCUAUGGAUCUUGCACAGCGGCAUCCCUAUCUUGGUCGCUGGCAACAGAGUCCGAGCUGUCAACGCUGAGGAGCACCUGGAGAAUGAACUUCUCGACAAAAGCAGACUGAGCAGGAAGAGGCCAUUUCUGGACCCAGAAGCUGUUCGUCAACCACAUCGCUUUGAUGACCAAGGACAACAACCCUAUGUGGACAUGAGAGGACCGAUUGGUGGAGAUCAAUCUGGAGCAGAUCGAUCUGGAGGAGAAAGUCCCAAGAGGGUGAGGUCUAGCGAUGAGGGAGCCAGCAGCCCUGCCAGGAGCUCACGGGUGCCAUCUGCAGCAGCUUCUCCAGCUGCACCUGCCAAAUCAGAUGAUUUGGAUGAACUUCUGGAUGCGGAAGUUGAGGAGAGUGGAGGACCAGCCAGAGAGCAAGUUCAACAACAUCAAGAAGAACGACCCGCAGCGGUGACUGCGAGACAAACUACCGCUACUUCCACAACUGGACCCCCAAUGGUGCGCACACCACUGGCCAAAGCAAUGGCAAUUGACGGAGGAGACCGACUGGACUUUGGUGUACUCCGUACAAGAGCCAUGAGAACGGAAAGAACUGGGCCUUAUGAGAGGAUUGAACCUCAGGCCGAGGAAGAUGAGCGACCUGCAGCUCACUUCAACUUUCCAGAGCCGACUGAAGCCAAUUUGGCUUUGGCAAAGGAGUUCGUUUGCUUCAUGGUCAAGCGCAAGAACAAGUCGGACUCUCACGAGAUCAACUACGGCCGAGCCUCUGAUGAGAUGAAGCGGAAGCUCAAUGAGAGCAGGGCCAAGGAAUGGUCCAACUGGCUGAAGUAUAAAGCCAUCCGCUUUCCGACUCAGGCCGAGAUCGAAUCCCUUUUGCUGGCCGGUGAGAGUGUGAUCCCAAUGAGAUGGGUCGACAUUGACAAGAAUGAGAAAUUGAGAGCACCUGGCGACACAACAAUUCCUGAGAAAUUGAAGAGCCGCCUGGUGAUCAGAGGAGACCUCGAGGAUGGCAACUUCAGGACAGAUUGUCCAACGGCAUCAAGCACAGCCGUCCACAUCUUGCUGAGCUAUGCCAGUUGCAAGAGGCUGAAGCUGAAGUCCGGAGACAUUUCAGCGGCUUUUCUGCAGGGAGCACCUAUCCAACGUGUGCUUCUACUUUCAGCCCCUCGAGAUGGAAUUCCAGUGGAAGGAGGCCCGUGGAUCUCACCCGAGGAGUACAUGAUUGCACUCAUGAGCGUCUAUGGUUCCAAAGACGCACCUCGUGGUUUUUGGCUGGAACUACGCCAAACCAUCAUCGACAAUGGUGUUGUGGAGAUCGAGCCUGCCUUCUACGCCCUGAUUCAUGAAGGAGAAUGCCAUGGACUUUUGGCUACACAUGUGGAUGACCUUCUUUGGACCGGAACACCUAUGAUGGAUGAAGUGAUGAACAAGGUCCAAGAGAGAUUCACUUUUGGAGCAACGGAAGAAGGGAGCUUUCGUUUUUGUGGCCGAAAGAUCGUGGACACCGAGGACUACAUCUCAGUCUCUUCGCCGGAGACACUUUCCAAGGUGAAGCCAAUACACAUUGACGGAGGACGUCAACGUGAGCCUUCAUCACCGGCUUCGGUGUCUGAGCAGAGCCAAAUGCGUGCAGUGCUUGGUAGCAUUGGAUGGGUCGCCCGACUUUGCCGACCUGAGCUUUGCUAUGGCUGUUCUUCGCUUCAGGGAAAACAAGCCAAACCAACGGCUGAAGAUUUGCGCAACACCAACAAGCUGUUGGCAUCAGCGCAGAAGACAAAGGACAAUGGUGUCCGAUUCGUGAAGGGCAAGUUCGACUUUGAAGAAGCCAUCUUGCUGUCGGUGACGGACGCUUCGCAUGCAGCAGAAGUCAGCGUGACCGAAGAUGGGAAGACCCAAGGCCACCGCUCACAAAGUGGCAGGUUUCUACUUUUGGCUGGAGCUGCGCCAACUGUCAGACAGCCGGCAUGGUGUCACGUGUUGGAGUGGCAAUCUCAAACUUUGAAAAGAGUUUGCCGUUCGACUUUGCAGGCGGAGGUUUUGAGCUCUAUGCUGGGAUCGGAAUCAGCCCAACAGGUGCGGAUUCUUCUUUACUCCUUGAAAUACCCACGCAUUCCUGGUGACCGUGGGAUGGGAUGGAAGAUUCUGGCUGCCGAUUCGAAACUGGUGCUGUGGUAUUCUGACUGCAGAUCGUUCAUCGAUUACAUGUCUGCCACGACGCCUGGGAGCAUCACCGACAAGAGAUUGGCCAUUGACAUGACGGCCCUUCGACAAGAGCUAUGGCGUGGAGAGAAUGAAGAGAUCGGAGAUCCUUCAUCGAGUCCGAAGAUGCCCAUUGACGCGAAGGACCAAUUGGUAUGGAUUUGUACAGCCGACAUGCUGUCGGACCAAUUGACAAAGUCAAUGCGCUGGGACUCCGUGCGCAACCUUUGUGACACCGGAUGUUUUCCACUGACGGUCAGUCCGCUCAGCGGUGACGUGUACCGCACCUUGGCAUGCGUGAAGUGUGUAGCAGUGGCCAUGCAUUCCCGCUCGCAGUCAAUGCAGCUCUCCAAAUCGCAACGGGCUUGGCUGGAGACCUUGCUUCGCUUGCGCUCCAGCGCGAGUGUUUCUGAAGAGCUGCGGGAAGAGUGCACAGGGCAAAUUCUGACAUUCCUGCUUGGACGGGGACUGCUAGGCCGCUCCGAGCGGGUGGAGUUGGAGUUGCUACUGCUGGCCCUGGAGAAACGUCCGCAGUGCGUGGGGUUCGUGGGCCAGGUGCUUCAAGCUCUCUUCAGCCGACCGGGAUACUUCAUGUCACUGGCGGAGGCACCGUCCCUGCUUCCUGUGGCCUUGCUGCAGCACCUUACGCGCCGUGAUCCGCAGAGUUUGGCGUUGCCACCCUCGGCAACGCAGCAGCAGCGCUCGACGACUGCACUGACCUGCUGCAAGAUGGUGAAGCACUUCCUACUGCAGAUGGCCUCGUCAUUGCCGGAAACCGCCAAAGCUGUGCUGGGACUCGUGCGAAGCAUUGGAGAGUGGAAGGCUGGAAGCGUGGCACAGGAAGAAGAGGAUCCCAGUACCGCAGGGGAUACACCUGCAGAGGGUCUCAGACAGGAGUUGCUGGAGAAACUCCGAUCCAGGAAGCGCAAGCGUGAGGACGACGAUGGCCCCCCUGAGGCCGUUGCUUCCAAAUAUGGCGAUGGGUUAUGGAUGGCCAUGGGUCCCAAGGCGAUGACGACCUUUGCGGAAAGGUUCUUGGAGGAGGCAGUGGAGAAAAGUGAUGUUGAUCUUUUCAAAGAUCUCUUCAGAAUAUAUCCACUGGCAGAGGUGGAGGAUUAUUUUAAGGCUGGGCAGUGGCAGAAUGCCUUGAUGCUCAUGGAUCUCCAGCUCUUUCUGGCUCACCGGGAGGAAUCCGGUGCUGGCGAGCCACCACCAUUGGAGCAGCUGAAGCUGCCCACCUUGCCCGAAGCUGGACAGAUUCUCGAGGGACAGGUGAAUCAAGGGAAUCAAGUGAAGGAAUCCAGGACCAUCAUGGUGACUCCAGUGUUGCCCCAGGCGGAAACCCUGCAAAUUCUGAUUUUUGUCAACAAGCAUGGACUGGACCUCACAAAGACCAAGGCCCUGUUGGCACCUUUGGAGCUGUCGGUGCGUGAGCCAUUGAUGUCUGACUUUAGUCCAGGUAAUGAUGGUUCUGCACUCAACCAGCUCCAGGAUUUCAUGGAGAAGUCAGGUAUUUCCUUCGAACGGCUGGAUGACAGCCCAUCUGCAGCCACUCCCUCAGCCUCUACCGAGGCGGGCGCAGAGCUUACGGAGGCUUCCGAGGCCAGUCCCGCAGCCUCCGAGGCGAGUACGGUGGCAAAGACGGCACCAGCAGCUGUGGCGGCGCCAGCUGCACCGGUAGGAGGGCCGAGGCCGGUGGGGCCACUGAAGCCAGGACCUGUGGUGGUCCCCGCCCGAACACCAAAGCCGCCCGUGAAAGCGCCACCUGUGAAGCCACCGGUGAAAACGCCACCAGUCAGACCUGCGGCUGCAGCCACAGCAGCCACGUCGUUGACAAAGCCGCCGGUGGUGACGCCACUUGUCGUGCUGGCUCCAACUGGUGUUGCAGUCUCUAAACCGAUGCCCUCGGUGCUGGCUGCGAAGUUGCCGAAUAAGAGACCGCUGGAGGCACCAUUGGAACCCAAUCAGAAACGUCCUCAUGUGGUUCCUGAGAGGCCUGUGGUGCCAAAGGUGGUGAGACCUAAAGUCGCGCCAAAGAUGCCCAUGGGAUUCCCUGUGCCAUCGGUUCCCUUGAGGAUGAUCGCCACACAGGCACCCGAGGCAGAUGCUGUGGCUGAAGCAAUGGCUGCGCUGAAGUCCGAGGAGCUUCUCCUGCCUCAAAAACGCGAAGUCUUCCUGAAGUUGGCACAGGAUGACAGGAUCACACUACUCCAUCGGCUGCUUGAGACGUUAAGCCCAGCAGCAUCGCAGGUGAUUUCUUGGGAUCGUCCAGCCCUGGUGCAGCUGGCCAUGACGGCCCAGAUCCCGUUGCUGGCGGCGAAGUCCAACAAAGGCUUAACGCUGGCACUGCUUCCUGUGUUUGAGCAGAUCAGCUGGAGUCAUCCACAGAAUCGCAAAGCUUUGACGAAGCAGUUGACCUGGCAGAGCGGUGAUCCAGCGGCCGUUUUGCAACUGGCUGCAGCUCUGGUUCCGGAGCGGGUGUCCUUUCUCAAUGCAGUAGAAGGCUUGACAGCUGCAUCACUGCGACCACUGCCCAGCAAGGAGCAGCUGUUGUCCUUGUCCAAGUUUGUGCUGAAUCCUGCCCCACUGCUGUUGAAGAUGGUUUGUGAAGCCAUGGAGCAAGAGGAGAUGGUGGCAUCCUCCGCCUGCCUCCCAGGGCACAGUGCAGCCAGCUUCAGGUUUGAGAUCGAGUUGUUGCAGCGGGUGGAGGGCGCCUUCAGCCACUUUCUGGAUGCCAUCAACGCCGAAGAAUUGUCCGACGAGCAAAUGUUGGAAGCUGCAGAACUGGUGGUGAAGGCCUUGCCAUUGGUAGGGGACCUGCCACAAGAGAAGCUCAAGGACUUUGUCAAGGUGAGCACUGGCCGCGAGAAGAAAGCAGCAGCGUUGGUCUUGGGAUCACUGCAUCAAAUGGAACGGCAGUCCUGGCAUGUGCCUGCAGCGCGGCGCUUGCUCAGCUUGAUCAGUGAGGAAAUGCCAAGCGAUUGGCUCCUGCAGCACGCCGUGCUCUGGUGGUCCCAGUUGCUUCCGAAGCUCGAGAAGCUACAGGACUUCAUAGCACAGCUGGAGCAGAAUUACAGAGGCUCUCUGUCUCCCAGUGAUUUGCUGACUUGGCAGCUGCUGUGUUCUGCGGCGCAGUUCGCAGCCGGUGCUGAUGCCAACAGCUGGAGUUUUCGCAGCUGGGCGCAUCGCUUGAAACCGCUGGGCGGCGGCACAUGGUCAUGGGACCUGGAUCAGCGAAGGGUGCGUGCCACUGCAGAGAUCUUCCGCUUCGACAGGGGAGCACAGGAGAAAGCUGCUGAAAGAGAUGCCUAUGACAUCGCAUAUUUGCUGCCCUUCUUGGCUGGUCAACUUCGCUUGACUUAUCAAGAAAGUGGUGGUGUGGCAUCCCAAUCCUUGGGCGCCACUCUCAGCGCCGCCAUGUGCGGCGGCGCGCUGGAGCUUCUACUGCUGGGCACCGCCUGUGCCGAGCCUUUGCUGCGCGCCUGCGCGUUUGAGGCGCUCUCGAUCGUGCUGGCCAUAGCACAUUUCUGGAAUGUCACCAGCUUCGAAAAGGAUGAGGCCAACAAACGUUUGCCUUUUCGAGAACUUCCCGAGCUUGUUCGUUUACUGUGCUACGUGCGAGAUGGCCUAGAUACUCCAGAGGAUGACAAUCCACCGACGCUGCCGCGACUGGCUGCAUCCUUUUUCGCUGGCUGUGUGCCAGUCUUGAUUCAGCCGCAGCACAUGCUUUAUCAAACCCUGGCAAAGUACCUCUUUGGUAAACCGGCGGCUGAUUUUCAGGAUGUGCCUUUGUUCUACAAGCUGCUGCUGCCACAAACUGCUGACAGCCAGGAGGCGCGGCUGUGGUUUCUGCGAAUCCUCCGACGUGGUUUGGCGACUGGAGGAGCCUUGGGAGGCGAUGAAAUCUCCAGGCGGGCCCUUGCACGAAGGCAUGUGUUGCCAUGGUUGAUGAGUUUUGCUGGGUCAAAAGAGCUUGGGAGCUUUCCAAUUUUGAUGGAGGUGAUCAACUGUUUAGAAGCAAGUCUCACAGCUCCCACCUAUGCGGCUGAAGGAACUGCUUUGCGGCUUUCAGUUGCUGAGUGGACGGCGAAUCAGGCUGUACGUCCCAGUGGCGCUCGCCAUUCUGUGCAGGUCUUGCUGGCACUGGGACGCUUAGUAACAGCCCUGUUGAAGAUGCCAGGUGGUGAUUUAGAGAAGAGCAGAGUCGCCAAGCAUGGCACACAUCUUCUAACUUUAGGCCGAGCUUUGAAGGCCCUGGCAACAGCUUGCCGGCACACCCUUGAGUCAAGUGAUGAAGAGACCCAGGAUGCUUCCAGGCUGAAACUUGUGACCAUGUUGUGGGAGCAAAUCGGACGCCUUGGGAAGUUGGUGCAAAGACUGCAGGCCUUGGACAGCGGAAUCGUUGAAGAGGACGCCAGCAAUCGCUGUGCAGCGGCGGGCUGGGCGCUGGCAGCGGAGUUGGACUCAGCUCUGAAGCUGACGUCACUCUGCGGUCGCUUGAUGAAGCUGGAUGAAGUCUCGCAAAGCCGAAAGCUUUCGGCGCAAGCACUUGUGAAGGUUGCGUCUAGCAGCUCGUCGUUAAAAGAUUUGCUGGGGGAGCUGGUGGUGCUUCUGCAGGCUACUCCAUCCAGCACAUUGCUUUACAACAUGGUGGUGGACGUGGUGCAGCACACCUUGGUAGAAGGCGAUGUGAAGACUUGCUGGAGUUUAGAAACACAACAGGAGGCUGUGUCGGCCAUGUGGCAAAUCCUGCGGGCGAAAGCCAAGAAGGUUUUCACCUGCAGUGAGACCAAAGAAAGUCUCUGCAAGAUGCUGUGUGCAGUGCUCGCAUUGCCACAUCACCCGUCCAUGGAGUGGCGAGUCCGACUUCUCAUCGCUGCUAUACUGUCGCUUCAGCAAGCUCCAGAUGAGCAGCUUCAGAGGUUACUGGCAGAGUUGCCAUCUCCCAUGAAAGCCAUUUGCCCAAAGGAGGAUGGAGGCAAACACUUGGAGCCCACGGUGACCAAUGUGCUCAGAUAUGUCCUAGUUCCUGAGGCAAAAAGUGCACAGCUCCGCAGAAAGUCAGAAAAGUUGCUGCAAUAG
Cladocopium goreaui is the source of this 15513-nucleotide messenger RNA. NCBI's taxonomy places the organism in Eukaryota, Dinophyceae, Suessiales, Symbiodiniaceae. The record is from the annotation of a GenBank genome assembly.